Cyclopterus lumpus (lumpfish) is the source of this 1047-nucleotide messenger RNA. RefSeq names its product selenoprotein T, 2 (gene selenot2). Gene Ontology annotation, cellular component: endoplasmic reticulum membrane. Gene Ontology annotation, biological process: cell redox homeostasis. The transcript has 6 exons. Gene Ontology annotation, molecular function: thioredoxin-disulfide reductase (NADPH) activity. The record is from RefSeq and is a predicted model, not a curated record. NCBI's taxonomy places the organism in Eukaryota, Metazoa, Chordata, Actinopteri, Perciformes, Cyclopteridae.
GUUUCCGGACAGAUCGGUGCUCCUCUCCGUCAGACAGCAGCAGACAUGGCGGAGUACAGCCAGGUGGGCCUCCUGGCGGCUCUGCUGCUCUUCACGGCGCUCACGGUCCGGGACGUUUAUCUCGGCCGAUCGAGCCUGCAGCCGGCCGGAAGCCCCGCCGGCAUCUCCCCGGACCCCUUACCGGACACGGGGCCCGGUAAACCCGCCAAGCCCUCCCUGUACACCGGGCCGGUGCUCCGGUUCCAGUACUGUAUCUCCUGAGGUUACAACAAAGUGUUCCAGGAGUACUCUCGAGCCAUCAGCCAGCUGUACCCGGACAUCCGCAUCGAGGGUGAAAACUAUCCCCCCACCCCCUUCAACCGGUGUGCUGGUAACCUGAUCUCUUACCUGAAGCUCCUCUCCAUCCUGCUGAUCGUCAGCGGUCAGAACCCCUUCGCAUUUCUCGGCCUCGACACUCCCAGAGCCUGGACCUGGAGUCAGGACAACAAGAUUUUCUCUUGUCUGAUGUCCUUCUUCCUCUGUAACAUGAUGGAGACCCACUUCCUGUCCACAGGGGCCUUUGAGGUCACUCUGAACGACCUCCCUGUGUGGUCUAAACUUCAGUCGGGUUACGUCCCGAACAUCCAGGAGAUCUUCCAGAUACUCGACAACCAUCUGAAGAUUAACCAGGUGGAUCCCAUGAGCUUCUCCUCCCCUUAGAGCUGCACAGCUGUGCUGCGUUCAGGUGUCCCGGCUCAGUGGUACGUUCAGCCGCUGGCGUUCAUGAAGGUUCGGCCUUAAAGCAGACUCUGCGGGGCCCGGCCGGAUGUCCCCCGCCUCAAAACGAGCGUUCCCUUCUGCGCCGGGUCACAACUCAGCACUACAGUACCCAUAAUGCACCUGUACUCAAAGAUUGAUGGCUCGACUGGUUUCUGUUAGUACAGUUUGAUUUUAUUUAUUUAGUUUGAGGGUGCUAAUGCUAAUUAGCCUCCGUCUGGACCGGCAGUACCGGACAGGAAACGGAUAUAAAUGUAAUGAAUCAUUAAAAUCUGGUUUAUGUAACAAUCA